GUCCUCUUGCUGGUGCACCACCACUUCAUCUCCGCGGCACCGCCACCUGGCUUUCCUUGUCUGCUUUGAGCGAAGGAUUUCCCCGUCGUAGUCACUGUUCCUCCCCCGUUGACAGUGGGAGGAGAAGAGAUGCGUGCAUGUGUAAGCUUCCCACCAACUUCUUCCUCCAUAUCAGGUGGUGGUACCACGCGGAAUUCAUCCACCCCACUAUAAUAAACACACGAUUGCCGAGGUUGCAUGUCAGCAGUGGGGUGAGGAGGAGGGAGAAGGUGGGAGAGAGAUGGGGUUACACAGCCUGCCGAGCGCCGCCGAGGCCUUCUUUCCCUUCGCGCUGCUGGCUUACGCUUUGCUCCCGGUGGCGCUGCUGGUGGACGGGGUCAGAUGGGCGGUGGUUCGAAUGAUCGGAUUAGUCGGUGGCGGUGAUGGGGAAGAGGAGCGCAUGCCAGACGUCGGAGCACGCGUCGUGGUGUGGAGGCACGAGGGUGGCGUCGACGACGGAGAGUGCUGCGUGUGCCUCCAUGGCUUCGAGGCGGCGGCGGAGGUGAGCCAGGUGGCGGCAUGCAGGCACUUCUUCCACAGAGAGUGCUUGGAGAGGUGGCUGUCUCACCUGUACGCCACCUGCCCCCUCUGCAGAUCCAUGGUGUAAGCAUCGUGUUGCUGCAGCGAUUGCUUCCUCUUUUGCAUUUGGAUCAGCGGUUGUAUUGGAUUAUGUGAUUCGGAGAUGUCGCCAUGGAUGGAUACUGCAGAAUCCAUGCAACCAUGUUGCAGUGUGUUCAUGUAUCAAUUAGAAUCACCAUAAACUAGUAUUAGUACGUAGUUUGUACAUGAGAACAGGGGAUUCUACUACUACUUGUCAUCAAUAUCUAAUUUUGAUUUCCUUGUUUUUACCGAAGAUUGAUGUCUUCUUUGAUCGAAGAGA
Messenger RNA from Musa acuminata subsp. malaccensis (wild Malaysian banana), 919 nucleotides. Its product is annotated as RING-H2 finger protein ATL51. NCBI's taxonomy places the organism in Eukaryota, Viridiplantae, Streptophyta, Magnoliopsida, Zingiberales, Musaceae. The record is from RefSeq and is a predicted model, not a curated record.